Messenger RNA from Annulohypoxylon truncatum, 2404 nucleotides. RefSeq lists its product as uncharacterized. NCBI's taxonomy places the organism in Eukaryota, Fungi, Ascomycota, Sordariomycetes, Xylariales, Hypoxylaceae. The coding region runs from base 159 to 1877 and encodes 572 amino acids. Gene Ontology annotation, biological process: tRNA wobble base 5-methoxycarbonylmethyl-2-thiouridinylation. The transcript has 2 exons. Gene Ontology annotation, molecular function: iron-sulfur cluster binding; acyltransferase activity, transferring groups other than amino-acyl groups. Gene Ontology annotation, cellular component: elongator holoenzyme complex; nucleus; cytoplasm. The record is from RefSeq and is a predicted model, not a curated record.
CAUACACUUUUUUACGUCAACCUGCGAUUUCAUAAACUUACACACUUCAACCUCAAGUUCCACCAUCAGCAGUUAUCGUCUCCAUUAUUACUCGCCCGAGGUGCUCUUGCUAACCACUCAUCUACAAAGAGCACAUUGAACUACAUGCAACUUACGCAAUGGCCACGACCACGAUAACGGCGACAGUCCGAAAGAAAGAUGCCAACCUUCCGCCAGAGAACGAGCGAUUCUUGCGAUGUUGCGCCGAUAUUGCGAAUGCCCUCAUCGAAGACCAUGAAGCCUCCAAGAACCCCAAGAAUCCCAAGCGGGAUAUCAAUCUCAACAGCCUGCGCUCGAAAUUCUCGAGGAAGCAUAAGAUCGCUAGCAUGCCUCCGCUGACGGCCAUUAUCGCCGCCGUUCCCGAACACUACAAGAAAUAUAUCCUACCGAAACUGAUCGCGAAGCCUAUUCGCACUUCUUCGGGUAUCGCAGUUGUGGCUGUCAUGUGUAAACCUCACAGAUGCCCUCAUAUCGCCUUCACUGGCAACAUCUGCGUCUACUGCCCAGGUGGGCCCGACUCCGACUUCGAAUAUAGCACACAGUCCUAUACAGGUUACGAACCCACCUCCAUGCGUGCCAUUCGCGCCCGAUACGAUCCUUUCGAACAAGCUCGAGGUCGUGUUGAUCAGUUAAAGUCUCUCGGGCACUCGGUAGACAAGGUCGAAUAUAUUAUCAUGGGCGGCACAUUUAUGUCGCUCCCUAUUCCAUACCGAGAAGAGUUUAUCUCCCAGCUGCACAACGCCCUAAGUGGUUACCAGACGACGAACGUCGAUGAGGCGGUCGAAGCCGGCGAGAUGAGCAAUGUGAAGUGCGUUGGUAUUACCAUCGAAACUCGACCAGACUACUGUCUCCAACCACAUCUAACAGAUAUGCUUCGAUAUGGAUGUACACGUUUAGAAAUUGGCGUUCAGUCAUUGUACGAAGAUGUCGCACGAGAUACAAAUAGGGGGCAUACUGUUGCUGCAGUCGCUGAAACGUUCUGCCUUGCCAAGGACGCUGGAUACAAAGUCGUUUCGCACAUGAUGCCGGAUUUACCAAACGUCGGCAUGGAACGCGAUCUAGACCAAUUUCGAGAAUAUUUCGAAAAUCCAGCGUUUCGAACUGACGGGUUGAAGAUAUAUCCUACACUAGUCAUCCGCGGCACAGGUCUUUACGAGUUGUGGAGGACGGGCCGUUACAAGAAUUAUACUCCAAAUGAUUUAAUCGAUAUUGUUGCUAGGAUCUUAGCGCUCGUGCCCCCUUGGACUAGGAUCUACCGAGUGCAGAGAGAUAUACCGAUGCCGCUAGUCACAUCCGGUGUUGAGAAUGGAAAUUUGAGAGAAUUGGCCCUUGCGCGAAUGAAGGACUUUGGCACGACCUGCCGUGACGUGCGAACACGCGAGGUCGGCAUCAAUGAGGUCAAGCACAAGAUCCGACCCAACCAGAUUGAACUAAUUCGUCGUGAUUAUACUGCCAAUGGUGGUUGGGAGACAUUCCUGGCUUACGAAGAUCCCAAACAGGAUAUCUUAGUCGCUCUACUUCGCUUGCGAAAAUGCACGGAGAAAUAUACCUACCGUGAGGAGUUAAUCGGCCAACAGACCAGCCUUGUCAGGGAACUACACGUUUACGGAACCGCCGUACCAGUCCACGCUAGGGACCCCAAGAAGUUCCAACACCAAGGCUUCGGUACUCUCCUCAUGGAAGAGGCCGAACGUAUCGCGCGUGACGAACAUGGGAGCGACAAGAUUAGCGUCAUCAGUGGCGUUGGAGUGAGAAGCUAUUACAGGAAACUCGGAUAUUGGUUAGACGGUCCUUAUAUGAGCAAGUGGCUUGAUGGUCGUCCCCAAGAAAAGUCUUGAACGCAACGGACUCGUUCUUAAUGCUUACGCCGAUAGCUCGAUACGCCUUUCGCGCAACCUACAAGAAACCCCCCGGAUUAUCGAUUUCGAGACAGUAGGAUGUGCCGGUUCCUAUAGGCCGAUCGAGUCUUGGCUUACACACAAGUCUCGGCCUCUUUCGAGUGUGAGAAAAUAUACAAAGGGAAGACUCGGUGUUAGAACGAUACAAGAGGAUAUUCGGAUCUACUUUAGGCCAUGAGAAAACCGGAAUCAUUCCGGAAUCAUAUCCAGUUCAGGUGCUAUAACUACCUCCUGAACCGCCGAUAUAGACACGUAAAGAUAGGUGGUCCUAUCUCUGUUGACCAGGGCUAAGUGCGACCUCAUCAACGUUUGCUUAGUUAUCUACCUAUCAAAACAGGUAGUUUAAACCGAGCUUCCAUGCUUUUUGAAGGGCGCUAUCUUUGCAUCUGACCUAUUCCCUUUACGAUAUCCUAUCUGGUUUAGAAAAAGAUGGCCUGAGAGAAUUGCCAAGGCCAGCCACGACGUGG